Molecule: messenger RNA, 588 nt
Organism: Entamoeba invadens IP1
Lineage: Eukaryota; Evosea; Mastigamoebida; Endamoebidae
Exons: 1
Coding region: 1-588 (195 amino acids)
Biological process (GO): protein transport to vacuole involved in ubiquitin-dependent protein catabolic process via the multivesicular body sorting pathway
Cellular component (GO): ESCRT I complex
Molecular function (GO): protein-containing complex binding
Source: RefSeq, a predicted model, not a curated record
AUGCAGCUUGAAGACGAGAGGAAACGAGUUGAGCACAAAACGGACUUAUAUGCGACUGUGAUGUCAAUUGAGUUUCUAGAGAACUUAUUUGUGAAGAGUUUAAUAGAUUAUGAGACGUAUGUGAAACAGUGCACAGAGGAGUUUGACCGAUAUGAGAGGAUAUUCCCGACAUGUGGAUACACCUCCAUCACACAAUUUUAUGAAGACUAUGACAUCCCACGUGGGAUGUCAUUGAAUCGACUCACAAAAGGCAAACCAAUGAUUAAGGAGCACCGAGUAAUAGCAAACGGGCGUUUAAUCAUUGAAAUUGUUAUUAAUAUAUUGGGGCUCAACGACACAAUAUACUUAGAAAAUUAUGACGUCCAAGAAUGCCUCAGACUACUCAACGCAAUCAACAUCGGACUCUCCGCUUUCGAGUCGAAGAACCUUCAAUUCGAAAAUGUCAAAAAGGAGUUACGGGAAUGGGAAGCAAAGAUGAAAGCUUGGGACUUUGAAAAAGCUGGUGACUUGCUGAAAGAUCAAAGCCCACAACUUGUUAAUACUUUGAACUCAGCUCUCAAUUUGUUUAAGGAAAUCAACAACACUUGA